Messenger RNA from Lithohypha guttulata, 885 nucleotides. RefSeq lists its product as uncharacterized. The coding region runs from base 1 to 885 and encodes 294 amino acids. The record is from RefSeq and is a predicted model, not a curated record. The transcript is spliced from 2 exons. NCBI's taxonomy places the organism in Eukaryota, Fungi, Ascomycota, Eurotiomycetes, Chaetothyriales, Trichomeriaceae.
AUGUAUUGCCAUGCGCAUAUGGUCACGGGUGCUCUCGUCGAACAAAUAAUUCUAUCCUCAGGCUCGCUUUAUCUGUCUCCUCCUCAACCCAAGCAGCGUGGUCUGGCCUUGGUAAAGUCGCUACAGGAGUAUAUCAAGACCACCACACGUCAAAGCUUGCGUAGUGCAUCAGUCGAAUCACUCCUGACAGGCUUGCGCGAGCUGAAUAUCAACACAAUGUGGCUUCAAACGGAGCCUGGUCUUAAGGAAUGGCGGACGAGGACUGGCCGUGUCAAGAGACUCUUUGUGGGCGAUGUCGAGUAUGAGUCAGUAAUUUGGGCGAACGGCAUACGAUCCAUGACUGGUGAAGAAGUUGUACAAGCUUUUGACAACAUGGGCAGUACAGCACAAGACCUGAAAGAUCUCUAUGGCAUCAUGCCGGAUCGUCCUGCGGCGUGCCAUAUUGGUGCUUUGGACUUUCUCAACGAUGUCCUCUUCGCACUUCCCGUGGAGAAGAUCCACCACGACUGGCAGAAAAUCGAACAACCUGUCUUCCGCUACCUUCUCGACCAGCCGAACCCGUGGCAAACUUCGCACCGAGCACAUCACGCUGUAGAUCUGCUCUUCCUGUUCGGCAGUAACGAUAUGUCUUUCGAUCGUGCUGCUGAUAGGGUCGGUCACGAACUGAGAGCAAGAUGGAUCGCGUUCAUUAAUGGUGAUGAUCCUUGGUCAACAGCUAAGACCUUCGCCUUCGGUCCAGUCGGCGAAUGUCGGGAAUUAGAUGACAGUGAGAUUGCAUCACGCAGGAGAAAGCGACAUAUAGAUUUCCUCAGGACAUGCGACCCUGAUAGUGUAUCACUGGUGGUGAAAAGUCUCGCAGCUGGUCGCAUCAGUCUCUUGAAUUAG